AUGGGGAGGCCUUCGGGCGACGGCGGACGAGGCGUCGAGAGCGACGAGUACGGCGGCGGUUCGGUGACGGAGAGGACGGCGGCGGUGGUGGUGCACGGCGACGACGAGCGGGUGGGGGAACGGGGCGUGCGGGAGGAGUCGGAGAGGCGGGCGGUGGCUUCGGGCGGCGCGGCUGGGGCCGGGCUGGGGAGGGGCGCCUGCGGCGGAGGCACGGGAUCGGGCUCCUCCCCGAUCCAAGCGAGUGGGGAGGGAGAGAGUGGGGGUCGUGGGGGAUCUGGGGGAGAUGGGGAUAGGUUAGGGUUUGGGGUCGGGGGUUAA
Aegilops tauschii subsp. strangulata is the source of this 318-nucleotide messenger RNA. The record is from RefSeq and is a predicted model, not a curated record. NCBI's taxonomy places the organism in Eukaryota, Viridiplantae, Streptophyta, Magnoliopsida, Poales, Poaceae.